ACAGUCCAGAAAAAGAACCAAAAAAGAAAAAACAUUGCUCCCUAAGCCUGUUGCUCUCUUUCUCUCCGUCUCCCAGAUCUGUUGGCUUUCAUUAAUUCUCUCUUGAGUAACAAACAAAAUCAUGGUGAAAGCAUAUGCCCAAGAGUACACAUACAAGCACCCAUGGGAGCGGGUAACUUCAGCAUCAUGGAAAAAAUUUGCUGACCCUGAAAAUAAACGCACAUUGUCUCAUAUCCUUGAAGUCGACACUCUCAACCACAAGCUGGAUCCUAGUUCUGGAAAGCUUUACACCACGCGUGCUAUCACUGUCAAUACCCCAGGACCAUGGUUCAUUCGCAGAAUUGUUCGCCAGGAUGUAUGCCAUUGUGUUGAAUCAACAGUUGUGGAUGCAAAAGCGCGAUCAAUGCAACUCAGCACCCACAAUAUCAGUCUUGAAAAGUUCAUUGAGGUGGAUGAGAAGAUCAGAUAUGAUCCUCACCCAGCAAAUCCUGAUGAAUGGACAAUCUGCCGCCAAGAGACUAGUAUCCGGAUCAAGCCAUUAUCAGCAUUGGCGUCAAUGGCAGAAAAGGUUGAGCAAAAGUGUGCUGAAAAGUUUGUGCAGAACAGUGCCAAGGGUAGGGAGGUUAUGGAGAGAAUAUGCAAGUAUCUUGAAGCAGAAUCGAGGGGGAUGUCUGCCUGAUCUGACUGGAUUUUUGUAUUACUAGAUUGUAGGACUUUUGUGCUGUUUCAAAGUAGAAACAAUAAAUGAAGUAAUGAACGCAAGAUUGUAGAACUGUGGUGAACGCAAGAUUGUAGAACUGUGGAGAAUUAUUAACCUUGAAUCACUUGGUUGAAGUUUUGAUACAAC
Fragaria vesca subsp. vesca is the source of this 847-nucleotide messenger RNA. Its product is annotated as protein slowmo homolog 2-like. Bases 122 to 679 code for a protein of 185 amino acids. Gene Ontology annotation, biological process: phospholipid transport. The record is from RefSeq and is a predicted model, not a curated record. The transcript has 2 exons. Gene Ontology annotation, cellular component: mitochondrial intermembrane space. Gene Ontology annotation, molecular function: phosphatidic acid transfer activity. Lineage: Eukaryota; Viridiplantae; Streptophyta; Magnoliopsida; Rosales; Rosaceae.